Molecule: messenger RNA, 1492 nt
Organism: Leptinotarsa decemlineata (Colorado potato beetle)
Lineage: Eukaryota; Metazoa; Arthropoda; Insecta; Coleoptera; Chrysomelidae
Gene: Rpt2
Product: 26S proteasome regulatory subunit Rpt2
Molecular function (GO): ATP hydrolysis activity; ATP binding
Source: RefSeq, a predicted model, not a curated record
ACAGUUUUGACAUAUGUUUUGUUGACAAGUGACAUUCGGUAAUCUGUGCAGAUGACUGGUAAAUUUUAGAAAAACAUUUCCAACAAAGGGUCAACAGUUGAUACAAAAUGGGACAAAGUCAGUCGGGUGCGGGAGGUAGCGACAAGAAGGAAGAGAAAGAUAAGAAAAAGAAAUAUGAACCACCGAUCCCGACUCGUGUGGGAAAGAAGAAGCGCCGUACAAAAGGACCAGACACUGCCUUGAAACUACCGGCUGUUACGCCUCAUACGCGAUGCAGGUUGAAAUUGUUGAAACUUGAGCGAAUCAAGGAUUACCUACUCAUGGAGGAAGAGUUCAUCCGUAACCAAGAAAGACUGAAGCCGCAGGAAGAGAAGAAUGAGGAGGAGAGGUCCAAAGUGGAUGACCUUAGAGGAACACCUAUGUCCGUUGGUAAUCUGGAAGAGAUCAUCGAUGACAAUCAUGCUAUCGUUUCCACCUCUGUUGGUAGCGAGCACUAUGUCAGUAUUUUAUCCUUUGUCGAUAAGGAUCAGCUGGAGCCAGGCUGUUCUGUACUGCUGAACCACAAGGUACACGCAGUUGUAGGGGUUCUAGGAGAUGACACUGAUCCCAUGGUGACCGUCAUGAAACUAGAGAAAGCUCCUCAAGAGACUUACGCUGAUAUCGGAGGUCUGGACACCCAGAUUCAGGAAAUAAAGGAAUCUGUGGAACUGCCUCUCACCCACCCCGAGUACUACGAAGAGAUGGGCAUCAAACCACCAAAAGGUGUGAUCUUGUAUGGUCCCCCAGGAACCGGAAAGACCCUGCUGGCUAAGGCUGUCGCCAACCAAACUUCCGCUACUUUUUUGAGAGUCGUUGGAUCAGAACUUAUUCAGAAAUAUUUGGGUGAUGGUCCCAAACUAGUUCGUGAGCUGUUCAGGGUAGCAGAGGAGCAUGCACCUUCCAUAGUGUUCAUCGAUGAAAUUGAUGCCGUGGGUACGAAGAGGUACGAUUCUAAUUCUGGAGGAGAACGUGAAAUUCAGAGAACAAUGCUGGAGCUUCUCAAUCAACUGGACGGUUUUGAUUCAAGGGGAGACGUUAAGGUGAUUAUGGCAACAAACAGAAUUGAAACUUUGGAUCCGGCUCUCAUUCGUCCCGGUCGUAUUGAUAGGAAGAUUGAGUUUCCUCUUCCCGACGAGAAAACUAAGAAACGCAUCUUCAAUAUUCACACUUCUAGAAUGACUUUGGCUGAAGAUGUGAAUCUUCACGAGCUCAUUAUGGCCAAAGAUGACCUCUCGGGAGCCGAUAUUAAGGCAAUUUGUACCGAAGCCGGAUUGAUGGCUUUGCGAGAGCGUAGAAUGAAAGUUAUGAAUGAAGAUUUUAAAAAAUCAAAGGAAAGUGUUCUCUACCGAAAGAAGGAGGGUACACCAGAAGGGCUCUAUCUUUAGGUUAGCGGAAUUUGAUUUUUGUAAUUUGAUUUUUCACUUAGUUAUUAAAUUAACUGAAUGGAUAGAUA